AUGGUUAACGGUCCAGCUGAACUUCGUAGAAAAUUAGUCAUUGUCGGUGAUGGUGCUUGUGGUAAGACUUGUUUAUUAAUUGUUUUUUCAAAAGGUACUUUCCCAGAAGUUUAUGUCCCAACAGUUUUUGAAAAUUACGUUGCUGAUGUUGAAGUUGAUGGUAGAAAAGUUGAAUUGGCAUUAUGGGAUACUGCUGGUCAAGAAGAUUAUGAUAGAUUAAGACCAUUAUCUUAUCCAGAUUCUAAUGUUAUUUUGAUUUGUUUUUCAGUUGAUUCACCAGAUUCUUUAGAUAACGUUUUAGAAAAAUGGAUUUCUGAAGUUUUACAUUUCUGUCAAGGUGUUCCAAUCAUUUUAGUUGGUUGUAAAUCUGAUUUAAGAGAUGAUCCUCAUACUAUUGAAGCCUUGAGACAACAACAACAACAACCAGUCUCAACUUCUGAAGGCCAACAAGUUGCUCAAAGAAUUGGUGCUGCUGAUUACUUGGAAUGUUCUGCUAAAACCGGUAGAGGUGUUAGAGAAGUGUUUGAAGCUGCUACUAGAGCUUCUUUAAGAGUUAAAGAAAAGAAGGAAAAGAAGAAGAAAUGUGUUGUCUUGUAA
Molecule: messenger RNA, 597 nt
Organism: Candida albicans SC5314
Lineage: Eukaryota; Fungi; Ascomycota; Pichiomycetes; Serinales; Debaryomycetaceae
Gene: RHO1
Product: Rho family GTPase
Exons: 1
Coding region: 1-597 (198 amino acids)
Biological process (GO): small GTPase-mediated signal transduction
Molecular function (GO): GTPase activity; GTP binding
Source: RefSeq, a predicted model, not a curated record